AUGGACGAUAUAAUUACUCAAGUCUCUCCAGGCAAUGCUGAGCCCGCGCCCAUUUUACAAGAGCAGCACCAACAACAACAAAACUCGCAAUAUGAGGGUAAUGAGGAGGAUUAUGGUGAUUCUCUGAUUCACUUGAACAUUCAGGAAAACCAUUAUUUCAUCACCAGAGAUCAGCUAAUGUCCCUCCCUGAAUCCCUAUUACUAUGUUUAUUUCCCUCAGGUGUAUUUUUGGACCGUUGUGGUCAAGUCAUCACCAAUUUAACCAGAGACGAUGAAGUUUAUAUUGUUAAUUUCCCUCCCGAUUGUUUUGAGUACAUCAUGGAGAUCUAUACAAAGGCGCACGACGAUUUAUAUAAUCAUCCCGUGGAGAGGUUUUUCGAUAGACCAUCAAGUAGUUUUGUCUCUAAUGCAAAAGGGUUUUUCGGACUAAACAAUAACAGUUCAAUCUCAGGCAACAAUGAACAAGACAUUUUACAUCAAAAGCCUGCUAUUAUCGUUUUGAGAGAAGAUUUGGACUACUAUUGCGUCCCUCAGGAACAAUUUCGCUUUGAUUCUACCAACGAAGAAAAUAAUGAGGACUUGUUGCGACAUUUUAUGGCUCAAGUGAAAAUGGCUGCUGGCAGUUAUUUGACUUCAAAGACAUCGAUUUUUCAAGGUUUGUAUUCUUCGAAUAGACUAAAGCAACAACAGCAACAAAAUCUAAUUGAGAAGGAAACAGACUCUACUUCAAAGGCAAAAUCCAUUUCUAAAAAACUGGGGCCCGCCGAACAGCAUCUGAUGGAUAUGCUAUGCUCUUCCGGGUUCACAAAGGAAACUUGCUGGGGCAACAGAACUCAAGAAACUGGUAAAACAGUCAUAAGUUCAUUAUCUCUUUGCCGGUUGGCCAAUGAGACCACCGAAGAGUUUAGGAAGAAAUUCAACGGGGCAAGGGCCAAGUGGGAAGCCGAGCAUAAACCCUUUCAAGACAACCCCAUCACCCCAAUGCAAUCAAACGUCUCAGUCAACUCUUUAUCUGUAAGUAAAUCUAACAGUACCCUUUCCACGGCUAGAAAUACUACCAGUGGAGGUUCCUUACCUUCUGCUGGACGCGAUAAGAGAAAAUCAAGACUUUCGAAACUAGCCGAUAACGUUCGUUCUCAUUCCUCAUCAAGACAUAGUUCGCAAACAAGAAACAAGCUGCAAGAAUUGCCCAAAUUGUACGACCUCGUACCCAAGCCCAAUAUCAACGCUAAGCUGCUACUCUUUUGGAGAAAACCAGCUCGUAAAUGUUGGUGGGGUGAAGAGGAUAUCGAAUUAGAAGUGGAGGUUUUUGGCUCUUGGAAGGAUGAAGCAAACAGAGUUAUCGAACUGGUAUUGCCAACGAACGCGGACCCCGAAGCAGAACUAAAUAAGAUCACUGUACCCGUCCGAUUACACAUCCGUAGAGUAUGGACUUUAGAGCUGAGUGUUAUUGGCGUACAAUGA
Molecule: messenger RNA, 1464 nt
Organism: Saccharomyces eubayanus
Lineage: Eukaryota; Fungi; Ascomycota; Saccharomycetes; Saccharomycetales; Saccharomycetaceae
Gene: WHI2
Product: Whi2p
Exons: 1
Coding region: 1-1464 (487 amino acids)
Cellular component (GO): nucleus
Molecular function (GO): RNA binding
Source: RefSeq, a predicted model, not a curated record